CGCUCUUUUCCCAUCGCCACAGUUGCCGAUUCGUCAGUGGCUUGACAAGUAUCAGUUUCAACAGACACAAGAGCAAGUCGUUCAGACACCAUAAAUCAUCGAGGAUGGCACUCGCUUCUGCUGCUGCCGAUAACGAUCUAGCAUCCGUGUCGAAUUUUGUUAGGUCGGUCAAGCAACGCGUCGUGGGUAUCAAUUCAUCCUGUGAUGCGACAACAGUGGGACUCCCCCAUCUAGUCAUCGGAAACGAGGCCGGCGAUGCAGAUAGUAUACUCAGCGCAAUCGGACUUUCUUUUGUYAGGGCAUUGAGAAAUUCGAUUGAUAGCGGGAGUAAGAACGGAGAGCUUAUUGUGCCGAUUGUCUCGAUUCCCGCCGAUACCCUAAAAUUUCUUAGACCGGAAACGACCUUUUUGUUGUUAAAUUGCGCGGGAGUGGACAACUUGAAGGAUGACGURAAUGAUCUGAUCGCCAUAGAUCAAAUCGAUUUSCUUCCGAAGAAAGCCACCUUGACCCUGGUAGACCACAAUUUCUUUCGGGGAAAGGAAGCCCAUGAUUGGACUGUAACAGAGAUCGUGGAUCAUCAUCUGGACGAGGGAAAACACAUGGAAACGUGUCCGCCAUCGAACCGAAAUAUUCCAUUUCGGGAUGCCCAAGCACUUGUCGCUAGUACCACAACUCUAGUCGCGGAGGAAUUCUACGCCUCUUCUGGCAUCGGAAAAAUGCCUCCAAGUCUGGCGAUCCUCUUACUUGGAACAAUAUUGCURGACUCCGUCAAUAUGUCUCCAAAAGCGGGGAAGGGAACUCCGCGUGACGCAGCAAUGAUUAAUAAACUUCUGAGUGAGACCGACUGGUCGCAGAUCUCUCUGCCAGAUGAAAUACUGAAAAUUGAUGACGAUGGACAGAAAGUCGAAACUCCAGAUACUACGAAGCUUUUCGAUGAGCUUCAAAAUGCGAAGUUUUCUCCCAAAUUUUGGAAUGGAUUGACGGCGGAACAGGCCAUACGAAUGGAUUUUAAGUCGUUUUCUAUUCCUGGGGAAACACCGACUUCGUCUCCAUCUUCGCUAGGACUUGCUUCUAUAUUGUUGGAAAUGAAUCAUUAUUUCGAUCUUCACGGAGACUCUUUGGUAGAAACUCUGCCUCGGGUAAUGUUGGAAGAUCAAUCCGAACUAUUCGGUCUGAUGUUUUGCACCUUCGGCGCUCAGCGAAGACGUCAAUUAGCACUGGCGUCAUAUGACAAGCCAACCUUCGACUGCCUAAUAGAUCAUUUGACGGUCGACAGCACCACAUCUCCCGAUCUGGAAUUGGAAGUGUUGAAAAGGGAAGAGGUCAAAGCAGCUGGAAAAGAGAAAACUCUUUUCAUAGUUCGAAUGGAACAGCACAAUCUGAAAGCAAGCCGCAAGCAAGUUGCCCCGAUUCUCAAAGAGUUCUUCGAAAAUCGUCGGUGACUGUGAAAGUAUUUCGUGGGAACAUAAAUUUCGUCAAAGGUU
This is a messenger RNA of Pseudo-nitzschia multistriata, 1484 nucleotides long. The record is from the annotation of a GenBank genome assembly. NCBI's taxonomy places the organism in Eukaryota, Bacillariophyta, Bacillariophyceae, Bacillariales, Bacillariaceae.